AUGGGGGAGGUCCCGGUGUCUGACCACGGCGUGCUGGUGAUGGAGCUGAACAGCGGCCUCAGUUUUCCAGCCUCGGAGCAUCUGAGUCACAUCAUUCACACUCAGGCCCUGCAGGCGUCCCCCCCCCGCUCGGUGGUGCUGGACUGCCGCCAUGUGAGCGUCCUGGACUACAGCCUGGUCGGCGCGCUGCGGGACCUGCUGAGGCAGUUCAGGCUGAGGAAACCGGCUGUUCUCAGAGUGCUGGCUGCAGCCGAUCUGCAGGGCCUCCGGCUCACCGACAGCCUGGAGGAGGCUCUGCAGCUGGACUCAGAAAUCCCCCCCGACGGCUGA
Molecule: messenger RNA, 330 nt
Organism: Menidia menidia (Atlantic silverside)
Lineage: Eukaryota; Metazoa; Chordata; Actinopteri; Atheriniformes; Atherinopsidae
Source: the annotation of a GenBank genome assembly